GUGCGCCUACCGGUCUUGGUCUCUGUGAAUGUCUUCUAUGUCUAGUCUUUGCCUUCCCUGUUGGGGUGAGGGCAGUGUAUCUCUGGGUGACCGCCAUGUCCAUAUCCUUGGUUGUGUGUGUGUCUGCCUUUAUUUCUGCCCACGGUGUCUCUGUGUGAGGGUGUCAUCCAGGUGUCCACCUGUGUCUCGUCUUUCACUUUGUAGCUGUGUCCCUGGGUGUGAGUGUGUCUGUGAGCAUGGGGUGUGUCUCUCCCGAAGUCCGCCGCGUCAGUGUCUCUACCUUUCUGUGUGUGUGUGUUCACCUGUGUGUCUCUGUCUUUGGGCCUUUCUGGGUGUUUGUAUGCGAGUGCAUCUGGGUGCGACCCUCCUAAAAGCAUGUGUGAAAGACUGAACGCUUGGACAGGCAGGCCUAGCAGAGCUACCUCCCUUCUUGUCCUGCAGGUCUCCUGGCCUGGGGCCCCCAGAUUCCCCAGCUCCUUCCUGCCCCUCAGAGCCUUGUCCGGCUCAUAGAAGGCUCUGGAGUGUUGAGGGGGCAGGAAGUGUGUGGGUGACAGGAUGUGGGGCUAAGGCUUCUUCUCUUGCCUUCCACAGGACCUUCUUAAAGGAGGGUCAGAGUCCCCUACCCACUCCUGAGUGGGGUUGAUUUGUUCAGAGGAUGUGUAUUGGGCCCUCAAAGUGCUGUUCUGGGCACUUUGCUGGGACUUUCAUUUAUAAGCCUCCCAGUAACUCCAAGGUAGGGACCUCAUCAUCCCCAUUUUAUACAUGGGGAAACCGAGGCUCAGAGACUUAAGUGAAUGACCCAACUCUAUACCCAGGCAUCUGGGUUCCAGAGACCCCACACUUAACCACCAGACAAAUGGGAAAUCCUUUCUUCCUUUCGGCUCAUCUGACACACAGUUGCAGGAUUUUUUCCCCCAUGGGAAUCUUACCCUUAGAAACAAUGGAAGGAAGGAAAUGCCAGAAGACUCAAGGAAGGAGAGGAGGGAAGUAGCCACCAGCUUUGUAGCCACAUAGAUCUCAGGCCACAUGGGUUCAACAGUCACCAGCCCAGAGCAUGUCACUUCCAGGGCCUCUGUGCCUUCGUCGCCUUCAUGGACUCCUUUUUUCAUGAAAAGAAAAUAUAUAUAUAAUUUGUGAUUACAUUGAUAUGAAGACAAAUAUAAUCCAGGCUGGAUUAGAGUCACUUUUUUUUUUUUUAAUGAUCUUAAAUUAAGACAUUCUCGUGGGCCCCUACAGGUAUCAGGGGCCUUGGGCUCGCUGUGCCUCGUGGGUAAGUCGGCUCUGGUCAUGUCCACGUCCGGCCAAAGCCAGUGUUGUUGACGUCACAGUAUAGGGAUGGGAGUCAGAUGGAGAUUGCCAGUCCAGAAAGAAUACUCUUUAAAAAAUUAAAUUCUGUUUAAGAAAUUAUGACAUUACUAUGAAGUCACUCACCCAGGGAAACAAUCAAAGGAAUAUAAGAAAAAAAAUUAAUAACUCCCCCUUGUUUUUUUUGUGUUUGUUGGUUUGGUUGGAUUCUAGGAACAGUACUAUAAUAAACAUCUUUUUUCCCUAUAUAACCUUUUACAUGGAGUUUUUGUUGCUAUGGGCAGAGUCCCGGGAACAAGGCUGCUGAGUUAUGGGGUUUGUGUUUUGCCAGCUCACUCUCCACAAAUGUUGAGUGACUCCCGUUCCUUCAGCUGUGUGUGGGAGGUCCAUUUCUUUGCAUCUUUGCCAGUGAUAGAAGUUGGCUUAUUUGUUCACUCAGCUCUAUGUUUGGGUACCUCUGGCUGUUAUCCUAGAUGCUGGAAACACUAUCCAAAAAUGAUCGUCUCUGCUCCCCAGGGGCUUGCAUUCUGGUGAAGGGAAGACAGAUGAUGAACUUGAAAAUCUUUUAAAGAGACAGUUGUCAACAAUGAUGUGGGCUAUAAGAAGAUGGCAGGGGUGGGCGUUGGUUGCUACUUGAGCUCAGGGCCCUGGGAGUGGGAGACUUCUCCAUGGAGGUGACAUUUGAGCUGACAGUGAGAAGGAGCCAGCCAGGGGAAGAGCAUUUCUGGCAGAGGAAGCGGCAGAUUCGAAGGCCACUGUACCUGGGGCCAAGUGUUUGAGAGGGGAGUGGAGUGGGAGCGGGAAGGCCCUCGGGGCAGACUAUAAGGGCCAUGUGGGCAGCGGUGAAGACUGGAUGAUUUCUAAGGCUGUGGGAAGCCACCGGAGAGUUUUAAGCUGGAGGAUGUUUUUGUGGAGGGCUUGCUGCGGGCCGGGCACGCUGCUGUGGGGUUUGCAGACGUGAAGUGGUGGGGACACAAGCCCAUACCUUUGUGAUCCUUUGUGAUGUACAGCGGGGCUUCUUUUUUAAAAUAAUUUUAUUGCUUUUUAAUUUGAAAUUUCACUGUUUAAAGUUUAUAGGGACCAACAUUUAAUUUGACAGUAUUCUUUUUUUAUUGAAGUAUAGUUGAUAUAUAGUGUUGUGUUAAUUUCUGCUGUACAGCGAAGCAAUUUAGUUAUAUGUAUUCUUUUUCAUAUUAUUUUCUAUUAUGGUUUAUUACAGGAUGUUGAAUAUAGUUCCCUGUGCUAUACAGGAGGACCUUGUUGUUUAUCCAUUCUAUAUAUAAUAGUUUGCAUCUGCUAACCCCAAACUUCCAAUCCUUCCCUCCCCCUUGGCAACCACAAGUCUGUUCUCUAUGUCUGUGAGUCUGGUUCUGUUUCAUAGAUAAGCUCAUUUGUGUCGUAUUUUAGAUUCCACAUUUAAGUGAAACUAUAUGGUGAAAUGGGGUCAGUGGAAAUAGUGCCCACCUUGCAGGAGUGUUAGGAGGAUUAAGUGAGAGGUGUUGCUCUAGUGCUUUGCAGGCGGUAAGCACCCUGAAUGUUAGCUGUUAAUGUAUGUGCGUGUUCCUGUCUCCUGCCCCUCUGUGGGCAUGUGUGUGUCUGUCCUGUGUGCAUUGUGAGGUGGGCCUAGGCCUGGUCUCUCACCGUGCCUCCCUCUCCUUCCCCCCUGACCAGAGCCCGCCGUUCCCGGUCACCGUGGGCAGUGGAGGGAUGGCCGCCCAGCUGCUGACUGAUGAGGCCCUGGAGUCAGUGACGUUCAGGGAUGUGACUGUGGACUUCACCCAGGAGGAGUGGCAGCAGCUGGAACCUUCCCAGAAGGACCUGUACAGAGAUGUGAUGCUAGAGAACCUCCAGAACCUGGUCUCACUGGACUUGGAAAUGAGACCUGAAAUGAAAGAACCGGACCUGAAGGAAGAGAUUUCGGAAGACAGACCAUCCGGGGCCUGGGGUUCAGCCGUGGACGGAGCGCGGACGCAGGGUGACAGGGUGGAGUCGCGGCGGGGAAGCGCUAGGACCUGCCCGGGGCGGCUGGAAAUGUCCCGGGAGUCGGACCCCGAAUGUCGUGAAUUGCUGGCGUUCGUUAACCAGAGCCCCACCCCGGCGCCACCCAGGUCGGGGGGUCCGCGGGAAGCAGGGGUCCACCCGUUUGCCAUGCGGGGCAAGAACCUCGCAGGUAACUCGGACCUUGGUAAACCCUCCAGACCGGAUGUGGAGAAGAAAUCCUACGACUGCAGCGAGUGUGGCAAGGCUUUUGGCCGCAGCUCGUCGCUGGUGAAACACCAGCGCAUCCACACCGGGGAGAAGCCCUUCCAGUGCGACGUGUGUGGGAAGCACUUUCUGGAACGGUCGUCGCUGACCAUCCACCAGCGGGUCCACACGGGCGAGAAGCCGUACGCGUGCGGGGACUGCGGCCGCGCCUUCAGCCAGAGCAUGAACCUCAUCGUGCACCAGCGCACGCACACCGGCGAGAAGCCGUACGCGUGCGGCGUGUGCGGGAAAGCCUUCCGGAAGACCUCCUCCCUCGCCCAGCACGAGCGGGUCCACACGGGCGAGAAGCCGUACGCGUGCGGAGAGUGCGGCAAGGCCUUCCGCCAGAACAUGCACCUGAUCGUGCACCAGCGCACGCACACGGGCGAGAAGCCGUACGUGUGCGGCGAGUGCGGGCGCGCCUUCAGCCAGAACAUGCACCUGACGGAGCACCAGCGCACGCACACGGGCGAGAAGCCGUACGCGUGCGGGGACUGCGGCCGCGCCUUCAACAAGAGCUCGUCGCUGACGCUGCACCGGCGCAACCACACGGGCGAGAAGCCGUACGCGUGCGGCGAGUGCGGCAAGGCCUUCAGCCAGAGCGCCUACCUGAUCCAGCACCAGAGGCUGCACAUCGGGGUGAAGCCUUUCGAGUGCGGCCAGUGCGGCAAGGCCUUUAGCAAGAACUCCGCGCUGACCCAGCACCAGCGCAUCCACACCGGCGAGAAGCCGUACGCGUGCUACAUCUGCAAGAAGCACUUCACGGGCCGCUCGUCCCUGGUGGUACACCAGAUGGGCCACACCGGCGAGAAGCCGUAUGCGUGCGGCGAGUGCGGGAAGGCCUUCAGCCAGAGCGCCUACCUCAUCGAACACCAGCGCAUCCACACGGGCGAGAAGCCGUACCGGUGCGCGCAGUGCGGCAAGGCCUUCAUCAAGAACUCCUCGCUCACAGUUCACCAGAGGAUCCACACCGGGGAGAAGCCCUACAGGUGCGGCGAGUGCGGGAAAACCUUCAGCCGGAACACCAACCUCACGCGGCACCUGAGGAUCCACACCUAGGGUGCUUGGGGCGCCCCAGUCUACACCAGGGAGGAGUGGUCCAUGCCCCUUCCUGGAUGCAAGUGUGAAAUGCGGUCUCUGGCAGGACAGCUGCGUCCCAGGACGAACUCUGCACCAGGAAGGAAGGAAAGUGAGGAGUGUGGGGGGUUACUGUCUCCCCCUGCCACCCAAAAUGCAAGUGCCAGGUACGCAGGUGAUGUUCAGCACCAAGGACAGCAGCUGGUCUGAGCCACAGUAAGGGCUUCCCUGGUGGCCCAGUGGUUAAGAAUCCGCCUGCCAAUGCAGGGGACACAGGUUCGAGCCCUGGUCCGGGAAGAUCCCACAUGCCGUGGAGCAGCUAAGUCCAUGUGCCACAACUACUGAGCCUGCACUCUAGAGCCCGCGAACCACAGCCAUUGAGCCCACGUGCCACAACUACUGAAGCCCGCACGCCUAGAGCCCAUGCUCCGCAACAAGAAAAGCCACCACAAUGAGAAGCCCGUGCACCAAAACAAAGAGUAGCCACCCCUCGCUGCAACUAGAGAGAGCCCACGUGCAGCAACAAAGACCCAAUGCAGCCAAAAAUAAAUAAAUAAAUAUAUAUUUAAAAAGGCCUAGAGGGAAAUGAAAGAACGGAGCCAGCCAGUCUCCUCCACUUAGUCCCAGGAGCCCACCUGAGGGAACCACCAAGAGGGACCAUGAGACCAAACGGGUUUUGCCAGCCUGUGCUGAGGAAGGGUGUGGAAUUCCACAAAUAACUGUUGGUUGAUGGCAGGGGUUGGCCAGCCUUUUCUGCAAAAGGCCAGAGACUGUGUAUUCUUUGCAAGCCACAAAAGCUCUCUCUGUGUCAUAUUCUUUUCGCUUUAUUUUACAACCCUUCACUUUAUUUUACAGUGUGAAAGCCAUUCUUACCUUGGGGGCCAUGUGAAAGCAGGUCUGGCCCCCGGGCUGCGGUUUGCCAACCCCUGCCUGAUCUAAUCUCUCCCCUGGUAACGGGGAUAAUUUUUGGAGUCUGGUGCAACAUGAAAAUAUGGGGCCCUCUGUCCAGAGGUUAUUAAGCAUUUCAAAAUGGUGACUGCAGAGCGUGAGACCGAGCGUGGGCCAGGCCCUGUGUGGUUGCACAGGUCGCACACUGCUGAAGUACGGCAGCUAUCGCCUGUCCUGAGGGAAUUCUCAGGAAUGUGUCAUAAGCCCCAAGGGCAUCUCUUGACGUCCCUGAGUUAAUUCUAAAGUGAUGACGGGAGGAGGCUGAAACUUGGCCACCAUCUCAGGCCUCACCUGUGACAGGUUAUCUGGGAGAGUGGGCAGAAGGCUGGGCUCCCUGGCGGGCACCCCCGCAGCAGCGUGGGUCUUCUUGUGGCAGGUGAGGUUCCCGAUGCACCUGAAGGCCUUGCCACACACCUUGCGCUCAUAGGGCCACUCCCUGGUGGGGAUCCUCCGGUGCGCCGUCAGCAUGGGCUGGUGCCGGAAGUCUUUCCCACACUGCCCGCACUGGUAGGGCUUCUCCCCUGUGUGGAUUCGGCCGUGCUGGACCAGGGUGGACUUCCGCACGAAGGCCUUGCUGCACACGCCACACUGGAAGGGCCUCUCGUCACUGUGGAUGGCCUGAUGCUAGAGUAGGAAGGACACCUUCUGGAAGCUUCUCCCGCAUUCGCCGCAGCGGUAAGGGCUUCUCGCCCGUGUGGAUCUGCAGGUGAAUGGAGAGGUGCGCCUUCUGGCUGAAGGUCUUGCCACACUCCGUGCACUCAAAGGGUCUCUCUCCGGUAUGGGUCCGCCGGUGCACGGUGAGGUAGCCCUUCUGGCUGUAGGAUCUCCCGCAGGCUUUGCAGUGGAAAGGCUUCUCGCCCGUGUGGUUGCACCAGUACACCACGAGCUGCGCCUUCUGGCUGAAGGCCUUGCCGCACUCAUAGCACUUGAACGGCCGCUCGCCCGUGUGCGUGCGGUGGUUGUUGACCCGCUCGGAUUUCUUGCGGAAGGCCUUCCCGCACACCCUGCACGGGCGGGGCCUGUCGCCUCUGGCGGCCCACUGGUGCCCGAGGAGGGAGGAGCGCUUGGUGAAGCGCUUACCGCACAGGUCACACACGAAGGGCUUCUCCCUGGUGUGGAUGCGCUGGUGGUCCACCAGGUUGGUGAUGAGGGUGAAGGCCUUGCCUCACUCGCCGCACUUGUAGGGCCGCUCGCCGGUGUGUGUGCGCCAGUGCCCGAGCAGCUGCUUGUUCUGCACGAAGGCGCGGCCGCAUUCGGCACACCGGUAGGGCCACUCGUCCAUGUGGAUACGCCGGUGCACUGUGAGGUUGGCAAGCUGGCAGAAGGCCUUGCUGCCCUCGGCGCACGUGAACGGCUUCUCGCCGGUGUGGACGCGCCGGUGCACCGUGAGCGUGGCUUUCCUGCGGGAGCGUCUCCCACACUCGCCCCACGCGAAGGGUUUGUCCAGGGCGUGCACGCGCUGGUGCUGCGCCAGCUCGGUGCAGUGUGCAGAGGCCUCCCCGCACUCCUGGCACACAGGACUUCUCAGUGACGGCAGGGGCUCUCCCAGUUGGCAUUCCGCGGGCCGCACUUGUGGGGUCCCCUCCCUCCUGGAAUUCCUGGCUGGGGGUCUCCUGGCUGAUGCUCUGAAGGGGCCCUUCCUGAAGCUGUCCCGGCCUCUCCUGAUGCACAGCCCCAGGGGCAGCCACCUCCCAGAUCUUCCAGGUCCAGCUCAGGGGAUACUCCUGCAGAGACAGCUUCCACUGGGCCAUUCCUCUCCAGUCUCCAUUUCUGAAAGAGACAGAAAACACGAAUGUCACCCACGUCACCUACUCCCAGAGCUGGAAGGGGUGAGGGCUGGGGGCUGGGAAAGCAAAGAGAAGCCUCCUCAAGUACUUGCCAAGGGCUCUAGAAUGAGGUCUAGUGUGUGUGUGCAGUGGACAGAAUAUAUGUGCCCCCCCCCCCGCAAAUUCAUAUGUGGAAAUCCUAAUCCCCAGGUGAUGGCAUUAGGUGGUUGGGAGGUGAUUAGGUCAUAAAGGCAGAGUACUCACAAAUGGGAUUAAUGAGAUCUCUCUCACCCCUUCCUCCUUGUGAGGACACAGCGAGAAGGGGCCACCUAUGAACUAGGAAAAGGGCCCUCCCCAGAACCCCCCGUUUUACCCAGGGAGCUCAAGUUCUGGAAGUUCUCAAGCAUCACAUCCUUGUACAGGCCCCUCUGAGCCAGCUUCAGCUGCCGCCACUCCUCCUGUGUGAAGUUCAUGGCCACAUCUUUGAAUGUCACCAACUCCUGUGACAGCAAAGAUGUCUGGUUCAACCAGGCCGGCAGGGCUGGAGGAGCCAGGGAGGUGGGGCAAGGCCCUGGCCUCAGUGGGUUCUCCCAGGGAAUAUCCCCCUCCCCCAGCACAGAAUGGCAGUGGCACACAGUAGGUGCUCAAGAAACGUCAGCUGUCAUUAGGAUGACAUCAUUAUUACAGGGCUGGGACUGGAUUUGGUUUGGGGCUUCAGGGCUGUGUGGCAGUCCCCAAGGCCAUCCCAAAGUUUGAGGAUUCUCUAUGAGGACUUGUGGGACUUGGCAUAAAGUUGUAUUCGUGGCCACCCUGCCCCAGGUGACAGGGCACAGGCCCCGGAGGGGGGCUCCAGCAGGGCCUCAUUUGACUCGAGGCCCAACCUGAGCCACCCACGAGGAGGAGGGCAAGGAGCUGACACUACUCACCAGGGCCUUGUCAGCCGGCAGCUGGGCAGCCAUCCCUCCACUGCCCACAGUGACCAGGGGAUGGGUGGUGGGGUCUGGGGGCUGAUGGAACUGUGGUGGAGGGAGAGAGAAGGGGGACAGUGAGAGACCAGGCCUAGCCCUGCCCCCUGGAUUCACACACACACACACACACACACACACACACACAGCUCUUCUCAUCCAGAGAAACACAGAGACACAGCACGCACACACCCCAUGGGCUCAUGCUACCCAGACACCGCCACAGUGUGGUGGCUGGGGAAGUAGGGAGUGGGGAUGUCUCUCCCAGGUGGGUUCAGACCCAGGGCCACUCUGCCUAGACACCCCCAUCAGGACCUGGACCUGAGAUCCACCCUUAGGGCCAAGCGGCUGAGCCCCCACCACUGCCCCAGGCCCCAGCUUACACUUGGGGUCCGGCUCUGCUACCAGAUGAAAAAGCCCCCAGGAACAAAGGCCCAGGGACAGAGAAAUCAGUCCCCAGCUGCAGAGUGUUCAUCAUGCCCUUGACUGCUCCAUACUGCAUCAGUUUCCUCUGGCCACCAUCCCUGACCCAGCUCAUGGGGCUCUGGAGAGAACCAGGGCCUCUCACCUAGGCGCUGACCAAGGCCUUGACUGCCACUCUCCUUUGACACCUGUUGCCUGGGCUGGUGAACUGUGAGACUGCAGGAGCCAGAUACCUGGGUUUCAAUUCUGGCUCUGCCACUUACCUGCUGUGUAGCUUUGGGCAGGUUACUCAACCUCUCUGUGCCUCAGUUUCCUCAUCUAGAAAAUGGGCAUAAGGUCCCCAUCUCAUGGGGUCAUUAUGACAUUUCAACAAGUUAGUGUAAGUAACUCGUUAUGAACAGUGCUUGCCAUGUGGUAAGGGAUAUAUGUUUUAUUGUUGUUGUUAUUUUAUUAUCGCCAUCUAUAUAUUCAACAUUCUUCCUACUAAACUGGGCUUCCCUUUAUUAUGUUUUAUUCCAGUACCCUACAAAGGAUUUGGCUCACAACUAGCCACCCCCCACCCCCUCCUUUUUUAUUAUGCUCAAAUACACAUAAAAUUUAACAUUUUACCCAUUUUAAAGUGUACAAUUCAGUGGCAUUUAGCACAUUCAUAAUGUUGUGUAACCAUUACUGCUAUCUAGUUCCAAAACAUUUUCAUCACCUCCAAAGGGAAACCUUGCACCCAUGAAGCAGUCCCUCCCCAUUCCCUCCUCACCACAGGCCCUGGCAACCACCAAUCUGCUUUCUGUUUCCAUGGAUUUGCCUGUUCUGGACAUUUCAUACACAAGGAAUCCUACACUAUGUGGCCCUUUGUGUCUGGUUUGUUUCACUGAGCUGGGUGUAUUUGAGGUUCACCCAUGUGGUAGUAUGUAUCAGGGCCUCAUUCCUUUUCAUGGCUGAAAAAUGUUCCAUUGUGUGAACAUACCACGUUUUGUUAUCCAUUCUCUGCUAAUGGACAUUAGGGUUGUUUUCACAUUUUGGCUGUUGUAAUGCUGCCAUGAGUAUGCAUGGUCAGGUGCAAAUAUACCUUGCAGAUAUUGCGGGUUAGGUUCCCAACCACCACAAUAAGGCAAAUAUCGCAAUAAGGAGAGUCACACAAAUUUUUUGGUUUCCCAGGGCAUAUAAAGUUAUGUCUAUAUUAUACUGUAAUCUGUUAAAUGUGCAGUAGCAUGAUGUCUAAAAAAAAUGUACGUAUCUUAAUUUAAAAAUCCUUUAUUGCUAAAUAAUGCUGACCAUCAUCUGAGCCUCAGUGAGUGGUAGUUUUUUUGCAAUAGUAACACCAAAGAUCACUGAUCACAGAUCACCGUAACAAAUAAUUUUUAAAAGUUUGAAGUAUUUUCAGAAUUGCCAAAAUGUGACACAGAGACAAGAAGUGAGCAAAUGCUGUUGGAAAAAUGGCACCAAUAGGCUUGAUCAAUGCAGGGUUGCCACAAGCCUUCAAUUUGUAAGAAAACGCAGUAUCUGCGAAACACAAUAAAAUGAUAUAUCUAUAUUUGAGUACAUAAGGUGUACACAUAUUCUAAAUACCAUAUUUAUGUGCAUAUGAGAUGUAACCACACACUAAAUACCAUAUGUACAUGCAUAUAAGAUAUAUAGAAACUGAUAUACAUGACAUGUGUAUAAGAUAUAUGCACAAAAUAUCACAUAUACAUGUAUAUGUGGUUCAACCACACACUAAAUGCCACAUAUAUAUGUAUAUAAAAUAUAUGUGAUCUUAUAUCUGUGUGCUAUGGUACUAAAUACCAUUUAUACCUGUAUAAAUGUGUAAUGUGUAAUCAUGCACACUAAAUACUACAUAGGCACGUGUGUAAGAUAUAUGUAAACUGAUUAUAUAUACUACAGUUCUGAAUACCAUAUACAUUGGCAUAUAAACUAUUUACACAGAACAAAUACCAUAUAUACAUAUAUAAGGUAAAUAAACUCUAAAUACCAUAUUCCCUGUAAAUAAGGUGUAUAUAUAAAGAUAUACUAAAUGCUGUACAUACAUGUAUAUAAUAAGGUCUAUUAGUACAUGCUCACAUGAAAUACCAUAAUUACAUUAAUACAUGUAACUACACCAAAUACCGUAUAUAUGUAUAUACAUGUACUCUAGUAAAAACUGUAUUUCAUUUACUCCAAGAGACCAUAGGUUGAAAGAAAACAUGAUUUUAUCUCACUAAGGAAAAAAAAAGAAUCUGCCAAAUAAACCACAAUAUACCGUCAGUGGUAAGACACAUCCUAAUUUUGGAGAUAUUAAACUAUGAAAAAA
This is a messenger RNA of Globicephala melas (long-finned pilot whale), 11015 nucleotides long. It is a transcript of the gene ZNF470, whose product is annotated as zinc finger protein 470. The record is from RefSeq and is a predicted model, not a curated record. Gene Ontology annotation, molecular function: RNA polymerase II cis-regulatory region sequence-specific DNA binding; DNA-binding transcription factor activity, RNA polymerase II-specific. NCBI's taxonomy places the organism in Eukaryota, Metazoa, Chordata, Mammalia, Artiodactyla, Delphinidae. Gene Ontology annotation, biological process: regulation of transcription by RNA polymerase II.